Molecule: messenger RNA, 971 nt
Organism: Prorocentrum cordatum
Lineage: Eukaryota; Dinophyceae; Prorocentrales; Prorocentraceae
Source: the annotation of a GenBank genome assembly
GUCAGCGUGCAGAUCCCAGAGCCGACUGCCUUCGUCCUGGUGUCGUCCAUGCCGUGGGGGCCGAACGAGAAACAGGACGGCGCUGACGUCGAUCUGGCGGUCCUGGAGAUAUUCGACACGGGCUUUGCCGAGCUCCUUCAGGAGGCUCGUCGUGUACACGGACUCGUGCGGAAGCAGUGGUUUAUCGCGCUGGUGAUGGCAACGCCGGAGCCAGCGAGCGACAACACCCAGCCGUUCGCCCUAGGUGUCGGGCUGGCCGCCGACAGUAACCUUGCCAAGGCUCGAGCUGUACAUGCCGCAGAGAUCAGAUCAGAGAUCUUGACCGAGGCCAUGUUCAAGAAAGCACCUGCAUCCGUAUCGUGAAGGCUAUACCCCGCCGCGGGUGGUGGGGCGACUGGCAGCGCAAGGAGCGGGCACUGGUUAUCGGAGGGCCUUGCUCAUCCUCCUGCUAAUUUCUAGGAUGAGUGUUGGGAGCGGUGUCUUGGGUCGUGAGUCUGACCGGACUGUUUUCUUUUUGGCUUUGUCGAAUUGGUGGAAGCGGUCGGUUGGGCAUGGAUGGCACACAGACGCAGCACCAUGCAAGGAGCUGAAAUAUUCGAGUAGUGUUGCCGAUGAGGUUUUUUUUGACGCGGUCACACUGUGUGAACAUAGCCUGCCACCCUGCCGCCGCGCCCAUCGUGUAGCCCGAUUCGCCGGCCAUGACAUCUGACCGGCACAUCUGAUAAGAAAACAAACGCGAUGAGUCGGUAACAAUACCAUUCUCGACCCUCCUUUCGGCAUGGGUCUCGGCUCGAGUAGAGCACUCGCUGCUCGUGCGCCUGCUCCCUGCUUCUCCCCGCCUCCCUCUCGCGCUCCCGUUGGGGCUGCCACCUGAGCAGCCGUCCGAACUUUUGUGGGCUCCUGGGGAGCUGAGCUCAGCGGUGUCCUUCUCGCAUCCAUACGAGAGUUCGCGAUCCCUUGGGGAGAGAGAG